UUUGUCUGGUUCACAGUACAACUGUGACGGUCUUCUUUUUCCCUUAUGCGUUCUUUGAGCUUCCGUCAAAUCUUGUUUUGAGCAAGAUGCGGCCCUCGAUUUGGUUUCCAUUGAUUAUGGUCGCGUGGGGGCUUGUAAUGACCCUGAUGGGAAUUGUUCACAACUAUACUGACCUUCUAAUCGCUCGCAUAUUCCUCGGUCUUGCUGAAGCUGGUCUUUACCCGGGCGUCGCUUUUUACAUUACGAAAUGGUAUUGUCGACAUGAAGCUCAGCUCCGGCAAGCUUUAUUCUUCAGCGCGGCUAGCGUAGCUGGCGCGUUCUCUGGCUUGCUAGCUUUCGCAAUUGCCAAAAUGGAUGGUAUUGCUGGACUAGAAGGCUGGAGGUGGAUUUUCAUCCUAGAAGGCAUUCUCACAGUAGUCGUCGCUGUUUUAGCCUUCUUCGCCAUUCACGACUAUCCAGAAACCGCCAAAUUUUUAACUGAGGAGGAAAGAGACUGGGUUAUCCAUAGGUUGCGGUAUCAGUAUUCUGAUAACGCCGUGGACAAGGGAAAAUUCCAAUGGAAAUAUGUCAAAGAUGCCUUGUUGGAUUGGCAAGUGUACCUUGCCCUAAUCACCUGGUACGGAAUCGUGUGCCCACUGUACGGCAUUUCCUUCUUCCUGCCGACAAUCAUUAAGGACUUGGGUUAUACUUCCUCAACGGCGCAGCUUCUGACUAUCCCCAUCUACAUCGUCGCUGCAUUAAUCGCUGUUCUAUCCGCGUGGCUGUCUGAUAGACAGGGUCAACGCUCACGCUUGCUUUUCUUCCACUUGCUAUGCGUUGCUGCGGGCUACAUAAUAGUUAUUGCUGCUUCAGGAAGAGGUGUUCCGGGUGUUGUAUAUUUCGGGACAUUUGUGCUCGUAUCGGGAAUAUAUCCCGCUCUUCCUGGAACUGUAACAUGGUUGAGCAACAACUUGGCUGGUGACUAUAAACGAGCGUCUGGUAUGGCGAUACAGAUUGGUAUUGGAAACUUUGCUGGAGCAAUGGCUUCCAACUUCUACCGAGCUCAAGACGCCCCAACAUAUUAUCUUGGCCACGGUGUAGAGCUUGGAUUCGCAGUUUUCGGCCUCCUCGCCGUCAUUGUCCUCCGAGUUGCCUACCAGAGAAUCAACAAGAAGAGGGAAGCGCUAGCGCUCGAGCACAACUAUACGCCCGAGGAGCUGAGUAAAAUGGGAGAUCGGGCGCCAACUUUCAAGUAUAUGUUAUAG
Messenger RNA from Blastomyces gilchristii SLH14081, 1244 nucleotides. Its product is annotated as MFS nicotinic acid transporter Tna1. Gene Ontology annotation, cellular component: membrane. Gene Ontology annotation, biological process: transmembrane transport. The transcript has 9 exons. Gene Ontology annotation, molecular function: transmembrane transporter activity. NCBI's taxonomy places the organism in Eukaryota, Fungi, Ascomycota, Eurotiomycetes, Onygenales, Ajellomycetaceae. The coding region runs from base 87 to 1244 and encodes 385 amino acids. The record is from RefSeq and is a predicted model, not a curated record.